Molecule: messenger RNA, 2312 nt
Organism: Lampris incognitus (smalleye Pacific opah)
Lineage: Eukaryota; Metazoa; Chordata; Actinopteri; Lampriformes; Lampridae
Gene: ecsit
Product: ECSIT signaling integrator
Exons: 8
Coding region: 546-1937 (463 amino acids)
Cellular component (GO): mitochondrion
Molecular function (GO): protein binding
Source: RefSeq, a predicted model, not a curated record
GCGGGCCGCCUGGACCGAGUAGUCCCACGGCAACCCGCGUCGCGUUUACCGCCAUCUUCUCAGACUCGUACGAGACGUUUGUCUGCUUACUUUGUACGCUAGUCCUGUAAAGUAAACCCCGUGCGUAUGAGGCUUGAAUAAUGUGAAGCAGUGGCGGCUGGUGCGAAAAAUUUUGGGGGGGGGGGCGCAACGUACCUUGGCGCAGCCCACCUGACAGCUGCUGUAAUGGCCACAGAGUUAUUAAGAAGGACCCGUGUAGCCUAGAGAUUCGAUCAGGGCUCGCAGACGGGGGAUGAUUGACAGUCGAUACGAGGCGUCGUGGUGGGUGCGAACGUGAUUGACAAGCCACGAGAACUGUCCAAUCACAUGAGAUCCAAAAACAUUAAAACGAUACCGAUCCGCUGCCGGUAAGAGUGGGCGUGUCUGGGGCGGCACAGAACAGCGCCCCCUGGGAAACCUGAAGAAACCAAUCAGACAGCAGCCUCAGGUCACCUGCUCGCCACACGUUUGAGGGCUUUACAUAAGGUCAGUGUGAUGAGUCUACCAUGAAUUGUGCACGCCGCCUGUCAGGGUUUCAGGGUCUUAAGGUCCUGCUCUCCUCGGUCAGAUGGGCCCACCAGUAUGCUGCCCUACUCCAGUCAUCCUCCGCCAUGGUAACGUCAGUGGGGGUACUGUGCAACACACAUGGCCAGAUGCCGAAGCACUUCCACGGCAGUCCAGCCUAUGCCAAGAAGUCGGUUACGGCUGCCGACUUCAGAAAGGAUGAUGAGGGGAAAAAGGAUAAGUCACUGGUCAUUCAUGACGACCUGUUUGAACGAGCGGCCAGGGAAACCAAAACGAAGGCCACCUUCAAUAAAGUGGUGAAUGCCUUCAUCAAAAGAGAUAUCAGACGUCGUGGUCAUGUUGAGUUUAUUUAUGCUGCCCUGAAGAAGAUGCCAGAGUUUGGUGUAGAGAAAGACCUAGCUGUCUACAAUAAGCUCUUGGACGUUUUCCCCAAAGAGGUGUUUGUCCCCAGGAACUAUAUCCAACGCAUGUUUAACCACUAUCCUCGGCAGCAGGAGUGUGGAAUUCAGGUGCUGGAGCAGAUGGAGAGCUAUGGUAUAAUGCCCAAUGUGGAGACUAAGGUCCUGUUGGUCCAGAUCUUUGGAGAGAAAAGCCACCCCAUGAGGAAGUUUCAGCGCCUGAUGUACUGGUUCCCCAAAUUCAAACACACAAACCCCUACCCGAUCCCAUAUCAACUGCCCGAAGAUCCCGUUGACCUGGCUCGAUUUAGCCUGACACGUAUCGCCAGUGACCUAGAUGCAAAGGUCACCGUCUACCAGAUGCCCUUCACAGACAUCACGGAGGCUGGAGAGGAGAUAUCACAUCCAUAUAUUGUAGGUACCCAAAGUCCAGACCAGAUAGAGCUGCUGGCCAAGCAUGACGCCAGCAGGCCAGUGUUUGUGGAGGGACCCUUUCCUCUGUGGCUCAGGAAGACUUGUGUAUACUACUACAUCCUCAGGGCUGACCCACUGCCACCCGAGGAAAAGGUGGAGGAGCCCUAUGAUCCAGAGAGGUGUUUCGACUACCCUCUCCAGCUGGACCUGGAUUUGGAGCGGGACCUGGGAGAGGAAGAGGAAUUUGAUGUUGAUGACUUGGAUGAGGGUCCAGUAUUUGCCUUGUGCAUGACCAGCCACGGAGACCAGGCCACCCUCAACCAGUGGAUCUCUAACCUACAGCAGACAAACCCCAUCCUGGGUCGUGUCCCCACCCUCUUCCGCCUGGACGCAGGCCAGCGGGAGGUCCAGAGGGUUGUGGACCCUGGCCCAGACCACGGCUACCAGAAAGACUCGGAGACGGACACCAAGGGAAGGGAGGAGCAACGGUUUGAACAGCAAGCUGAGACGGACAAUUUUGUGGAAGAAAAGCCACAACAAAGCCAAAGGGUAAAGCAGUGAACAGCCUCAAGGACUAGGACCAACAGAAGAAACUGGCCUGUUGUAUGUGUGUCCUUCACCGCGGGGAUUCUCUUUUUUUUCUAUUCUUAUGUCAUUCUAAACCCUUUUUAGUGUAAGUUCAGAAAUGUGGUGAACAAAGAAUGUUACGAGGAAUCAAAGAGAAUAAUCCUGUCUUUGUUAUGUGUCUCACAGCUGUCGUCAGCCCCUGUAAAGAAAAAGGGCAGCAUAGGUGAGGUUGUAUGACUAUUGUCCGUAAUAGAUAUCUAAUUUGAUGCGCUUUAAUUCAACAAGAAGUUCCACAAGAAAGUCUGCGCUAAGACUCUUAGAGGCAGUAAAGAGUGUCAGAAUAUCUCAUUUCUCUCUAAAUAAACACUU